This is a messenger RNA of Helicoverpa armigera (cotton bollworm), 2708 nucleotides long. It is a transcript of the gene gsb-n, whose product is annotated as protein gooseberry-neuro. Gene Ontology annotation, molecular function: DNA-binding transcription factor activity, RNA polymerase II-specific; RNA polymerase II cis-regulatory region sequence-specific DNA binding. The record is from RefSeq and is a predicted model, not a curated record. NCBI's taxonomy places the organism in Eukaryota, Metazoa, Arthropoda, Insecta, Lepidoptera, Noctuidae. The transcript has 7 exons. Gene Ontology annotation, biological process: regulation of transcription by RNA polymerase II; anatomical structure development. The coding region runs from base 720 to 2150 and encodes 476 amino acids.
UGGAAGUUUAAUCAGUGCGUGCUUUGUGCUUUUUGAAUUAUUCUGGUGAAAUUUUUGAGAUGUAGUUUUUCUGAAAACUGUCGCCCCCCACUGCAUGGCUCCUCUACAGGCUCACACUGGCGUAGUGGGAGUGUACCAUGCACUCACCCACACAGAGACAGCAGGCCCUCAACACAGCCUCCCGAGCAUCACGCACACCACCACACCCUGCCGUGUCCGCACGAACACAGGCACUCUCAGUUCACUACACAACCUCCUCUACUGCACUCACGCGCACUAAAAAAAGAUAACGCGAUCUAUCGAUCUUUUUCCAAAUCCAAAAAACGACGUCGCCAGAUAGCCUUCAUGAAUAUAGUUGGAUACAACUGACGUCUAACACCGAACGCGUCGCUACGCCCGAGACAUUUAUUCCGAUCACAAUAUUUAUGACAUCGUAAUUAAUUAAACAUGUCGUUUUAAUUAUGUAAAUACAAAUGGGUGAUAAUCAAUUUAAAUUAUGUGUUUUGAUCUCGUCCGCUUAAUUUAAUGUAAACAGAUAUUUAUCAUUAUUCGUGGCGUUUUUACGGUGUUAACGCUUAAAUGAUAUAAAGCUCGGUGCGAUGUUUUUUGUUGAAGCUAGCUGUUACUAGUGUGACGGUAACAUGCAUGGACUCAAACUAUAGUGAUUUAGUAUUUGUGUUCGCGUUUGUUGAUGGAAGCGUACUGAAUCUCAUACCAUUAUGGAAAGACACCAAAAUGGUAUGGAUGUGUGGGUAGUUGACGAGCCGAAUGUGUCAGCGGCGGAAUUUACUUUAGGGCAAGGGCGAGUCAACCAAUUGGGAGGGCUCUUCAUCAACGGUCGUCCGCUGCCGAACCACAUCCGACUGAAGAUCGUGGAGAUGGCGGCGGCGGGAGUGCGGCCCUGCGUCAUCUCGCGCCAGCUGCGCGUCUCGCACGGCUGCGUCUCCAAGAUACUCAACAGAUACCAGGAGACGGGUUCUAUAAGACCAGGGGUGAUUGGCGGGUCAAAGCCGCGCGUCGCCACGCCUGAAGUCGAAGCCAGAAUCGAAGAGCUCAAGAGACAGAACCCUGGUAUCUUUUCUUGGGAAAUAAGGGAGAAAUUAAUAAAGGAGGGCGUGUCGGACCCACCCAGCAUCUCGUCCAUCUCGCGACUCCUGCGCGGCGGAGCGAGGGACCCGGACGGCAAAAAGGACUACAGCAUCGACGGAAUACUUGGAGGCCGUGGUUCCGACUCAUCAGACAUAGACUCGGAGCCAGGGUUGACGCUGAAGAGGAAGCAGCGUCGAUCCCGCACCACGUUCACUGGAGAACAGCUGGAUGCCUUAGAGCGAGCCUUCCAUAGGACUCAGUACCCUGAUGUGUAUACCAGGGAGGAACUGGCUCUGCAGACUGGACUUACUGAAGCGAGGAUACAAGUCUGGUUCUCCAACCGGCGUGCUCGUCUGCGAAAGCAUACUGGAUCGAAUCCAAGUCCAGGAAUCGGAGGUUAUUCAGCGAUACCCAUGCCUCAAAUACCAUGUCCUUAUCCUGCCGGGGAAAUACCAUCGUUAUCUCAACACCAUCCACAACACCCUGAUGCUGCUUGGCACCACCAGAAAUAUGCUAACUAUAACCAACUUAUGGCGCAGUCUCAGCAUUUGAACCAAGCAUUCCAAAAUGCUGCAUUUCCUAGCACCUCUGGGUCAACUUUUGGCCAUCUUGUACCUGGAGGCAACCCUCCACCCCACAGCCAACUACUGGACAGUGGUAUACCAAGAAACGAUUACGCUCGAUACCCAAGUAGCGACAUUUAUAACAAACCAAUAAACUAUUUACCAAAAGAGGCUGAAGUGGAAGACAAAGUAAACAGUGAUGAGGUGAUAGAGCCCAGGGAAGACGCUUUCGAAAAACCUCCUGGAGACGAAUACAGCAAAACGUUACCAAAUAAUGAAUAUCCAAAAGUUCCUGCUGAUUACUCCAAAGUAUCUGUGGAUCCUUCUGCCCCCUCUAACUGGAGUCCCUCACACAAUUCUUUGAACAUGAGUCUUGCAGGGCUGUCUAGUGAAUAUAAGUACAUGAACGAUCCAUAUUCUUUCCCAAAUGUGUCCGAUCCCCUGUCACAACACAACUAUCCAAAUCCACCUAAUGCAGCUAACAAGUACUGGAUUUGACACAGCUACUUUAAAAUUUAUUUUAGUAAAUAUUAUUUUAACUUUAUUUAAAUUAUAAUUUAUAGUAUAGUUGUAAUUAGUAAGGAACGUUUGCGAGAAAUUACCUCUAUUUUGCAUUCCAUUUAAUGAUACCUAUUGUAAAACCAAACAUUUGUAAAUUGUUACUAAGAGAGUCAUUAGAUAAUAAAGGGUUAAAUUUUAUUAAAUUGUUUUAUUAAUUAUAAAUAAAAAACAUAGAGUAAAAUGCCAGACCUUAUUUAAUUAAAUAAACAUGAAACAUUGAUUCUUAUUAUAACAUUAUACAAAUAUAAUACAAUUCCUCAUUACUGUGUUGUUACUUCCAAUAAAGACGCACCGGCUUCAAAGGGGACUGGAUAUAACUCCUCCCCAUUUAAUGAUUUAGGUACAAUAGGCGUGUUGGUAUUUUCCUGUGCAACUUGAGGGGUAACUGUGUUUACGGCAUCAACAGCUGGUUCAGAGUUAACAUUGACUGCUGCCUCAGUGACAGGUGCCCCAGCAACGUCGGUGGGAACUGCAUCAGUCACGGUUUCUACAGCA